UGUACAUGUUCCCUACAAUGCAAAAUAUUUCUCCGCUAUUCCUCCAAACAUUGUGUAUUUUAUUUAAAGUUUAAACAGAUUUUGCUGUUCAAACGGUUCAAAUUUAACAUAUAAUACGAUCAAGUAUUAAAGUCUCGUUUUAUCAAGCCGUUAUAAUGUAAAGACAAUAUAAUGUCCACAGCAAAUGGAACCACCGAAGUACAGCAUCCUAGCAGCCUAUCAUGUCCUGAGUGCGAUGGUCAACUAGUUCUGCAAAGGGAUACGACCAAUGCCGAUGCUGCAGAGAACGAUCAACAAUAUUUCAGUUGCAACUCCUGCGGAACGCGCUUGGAAAUACACCUGGAGGAUGAACUACCAAAGAAUGGCAAGGAAAAACCGUUCCAAUGUGAUAUCUGCCAUCGAUUCUAUGCGACAGCAACCACACUGAAAGUGCACCGGACCUUGCACCACACUACUGGCAAGCGCGAGCUGUGUGACCAUUGUGGAGCGAGCUUCCACACCCGCGGACAGUUGAAAAUACAUCGGCGAGUUCAUACGGGUGAAAAGCCCUAUAAAUGUGAUGAAUGUGGAAAAUCGUUUCCCUACCGAGAAAGCCUUAUAACGCACUCGACGGUACAUACACGCAUCAAACCGUUCUUGUGCGUCGUUUGCAAUGCAAGCUUUUCCUGUAUCGGGAAUCUGCUUAAGCAUCGGAGGGCGCGCGCUAACAAGUGCGGACUGGAGAAUGUUCCAAUCAGGCAUAUUGGGCCACGUCCGAAUAAAAGAACAAUGCCAAGCCUAUCGGAUGGUUGUAAGAAUGAGAAAGCAACGAAAACUAUAAGAAACCCGGCAGAAACUCUGGAAUCAAUUGAAGUCUUAGAAGUGAAUCAGCACGAAUCGGACGUGCUUGACGAUCUAGACGAAAAUAUUCCCAACAACGAACGUUUGGCAGUUGAAGAAGUUGAGCUUAAUCAACCGAUCACUUCAACUGAAUUUAGAAACAGUCAACGAGAAAAUUCCUCAACAGAGAGAGAUGAUUCUGUGGAGGGGUUUUUUGACGAUGAACAGAUAGAAUGGGAAUAUGUCCAUGUAGAUCCCGGUCAGCUGUGCGAUUCGUCCUCAACACACAGCAGUAGUAGCCAACAGGUGCGAAAGUCCUCUCCAUCGAUCGAACUGUCUUUAGACAAACCGGAUGAAGUGACGAUUCAGCGAAAUAACGAAUUACUACAGAAGCAAAUGAAAUUGUUACACGAGCUCUCGGACCCAGUCGAUAAAAUCUUCCGUUGCAAGCUUUGUCCCCAAGAGUACACCACGCUUUACCUGAUGGCGCGCCAUCUCGAACGACUGCACAACGUGACCCUGGAUCGAGCCCGGGAUAGGUUACAGUACGUAAAAAAUACCACCAAGCAAGAGAAGCGCUAUCGCUGCAAGUACUGCGACAGGACGUACGUAAAUGCUACAUGUUUGAAACGACACAUACUUAAACACGAACAGGAUGGUCUUUUCCUACACAAAUGUUCCUGCUGCGAUCGGUACUUUAAGACGGAGCAGGAAACACACCAGCACCAGCAAGACGCGCAUCGCGAUCGAUUGGAGUGUAAGAUUUGUGCGAAAACUUUCGCCAAACCGGAUCAAAUGCUGCGUCACAAGCGCUAUGCACACAGUUCCGAUGGAAAAGAUCGCUGCAAGUACAUAUGUGCGCAGUGUGGGAAAAACUUUCCCUCCAGGAUUACCCUGUCCGAUCACGAGCGGGCCGAGUGUGGUAAAGCACCCAUCUAUCCGUGUAACAAAUGUGAUAAGCAUUACUCCAGCUAUAGCUCGCUUAAGAUGCACCAAACGGUGCACGAAAAUCGGUUACCGUUUGUGUGUAAUUUUUGUGGGAAAAAGUUUCGUACCAAAGGGCAGCUGACGGUACACGAGCGGGGCCAUACGGGCGAGAAACCGUUUCGGUGUGAUAAAUGCGAUCGAUCGUUUCCGUACCGGCAGUCACUGACGACGCACAUGAGCACGCACACGGGUGUGAAGCGGUACGGGUGUACGGAGUGUGAUCGGAAGUUUUCCUGCAUUACCAACAUGCAGGCGCAUAGACGUGUGCAUCACAAAGCGAUGGAUGGUGGUACGAGUAAACCGGAUUAGUCGUUUAAAAAUGCAAUUUUUGGUGUUUAAUAAAAAUACAAGUCAUAACACA
Anopheles stephensi (Asian malaria mosquito) is the source of this 2167-nucleotide messenger RNA. RefSeq names its product zinc finger protein 2-like. The transcript is spliced from 8 exons. The coding region runs from base 172 to 2115 and encodes 647 amino acids. Gene Ontology annotation, cellular component: chromosome. Lineage: Eukaryota; Metazoa; Arthropoda; Insecta; Diptera; Culicidae. The record is from RefSeq and is a predicted model, not a curated record. Gene Ontology annotation, molecular function: chromatin insulator sequence binding. Gene Ontology annotation, biological process: regulation of transcription by RNA polymerase II.